CAAAUUAAAUCAAAUUUACAGGAUUUCAGCAGCAGGUCGCCGAACCGCGGUGGAAAUGUCCCUCCUGCCCUCCGUAGUUUCCAAAGCCCCUCCAGCAGAUUUCCUCCCAGUUCUCAGAUGUCACCGCUCAGGGGCUCACGUUGCCUCCCUCCUCUUCCUCCUCCUCUUCCUCCUCCUCCUCCUCGAAAACGGGAUGUGAUGUAAAUACACAGAAACUUUUUCUCGGUGUCUUUGAGGUGAAAUCUUCCUGAACUCUGCUGCGGUGGGACCAGAACCGGGACUAGCUGCGGUGGGACCAGAACCGGGACUAAGCUGCGGUGGGACCAGAACCGGGACUAGCUGCGGUGGGACCAGAACCGGGACUAAGCUGGAGCACUGAUCCAUCCGGGUAGUUUUCUCCACCAUGAUCCUGUGACUUCUCCGUCCUUCGUCCGCCUCCGACAACCAGCCCGGGCCGCGGGACCCAAGUCUGAGGAAAACGGGUCGAACCGGGGAGACGGUUCUGCUGCCGCAGCUGUGAUCCGGAGGGAACAGAGAUGUAGCAUGUGUAUAGGUGUGAUUGGCGGACCAUCAUGCACCUCUUCUUGCUGCUGAUCCUUCAAGCUACAGCAGCCAUUGGACAGAUCGACCCAGGACAUUGCCGCUUUCCUUUGGGCAUGGAGGAUCGGCGGAUUAAAGAUGAUGCCAUCACAGCAUCCAGUCAAUGGUACGAGACCACCGGACCGCAGUACGCCAGGUUGAAUCGUGAAGAAGGAGACGGAGCCUGGUGUCCUAAAGGAGAAGUGGAGCCUACAAACAGCCAGUACCUGCAGGUAGACUUGGGCAAGCUCACCUUCCUGACCUUGGUUGGAACUCAGGGACGAUAUGCCAGAGGUUUGGGAAAAGAGUUUGCCCGGGAAUACCAACUCAACUACAGCAGAGACGGAAGGCUGUGGAAAUCCUGGAAGAAUUGGCAGGGAAACGCGGUGAUAGAGGGCAACAAAAACACCUACGCCUCCGUCCACAGUGAUCUUCAUCCUCCCGUCAUCGCCCGCUACGUCCGCCUGAUCCCGGUCACCAAACUGUCCACGACUGUGUGCAUGAGGGUGGAGCUGUACGGCUGUUCCUGGGAUGACGGUCUGGUCUCCUACAGCGCUCCAGAGGGUCAGCUCAUGUCGUCUCCGGGUUAUCUCACCGUCAACCUCAACGACUCCACGUAUGACGGCGUUCAUGAAAGAAGGAAGCUGUUUGGCGGCUUGGGUCAGCUGACCAACGGCGUGAUCGGCCGGGACGACUUCCUGGUACCACGUGAAUACCACAUGAGGCCAGGAUACGACUACCUGGGGUGGAGGAAUGACUCGCUGGGAACUCAGGGACACGUAGAGAUGGAGUUUGUGUUCGACAGACAGAGGAACUUCACCUCCAUGAAGGUCCACAGCAACAACAUGUUCUCCCGCAGCGUGAAGAUCUUCUCGUCUGUUUCCUGUUGGUUUAAGCCCCGCCUCUCUUUGGGAUGGGAGGCGGAGCCAGAGACAUUCAAGACGGUGUUGGACGACAAAAAUCCGAGUGCCCGCUAUGUCACCGUACCUUUAAACCGUCGCACCGCCAAAUCCCUCCGCUGCCGGUUUUACUUCGCUGACGUCUGGAUGAUGUUCAGCGAGAUUUCCUUUCAGUCAGAGGACACCAUACUGCCAACACCUACCAUUGUCAUGAUGAUGGGAACUUCUACUCCAGGAGACAGCACCGUCACAACCACACCAAAGACAGCUACUCCAUCAGUCAGCAGCCCACCAGUGGAGGGGAACACGCCUGUCCUGAUUGGCUGCCUGGUGACCAUCAUCCUUCUUUUGGUCAUCAUCAUUUUCCUCAUCCUGUGGUGCCAGUGUGUCUGCAAGGUGCUGGAGAAGGCUCCACGUCGGAUCCUCGAGGAGGAGGUGACGGUUCGGCUGUCAUCCUGUAGCGACACCAUCACCCUUCAGACCCCCCCUGUGCCCCCCCGCUCAGGACUUGCUUCUACAGGCCCGGUCAACACUGACCCUCACUAUGAGAGGGUUUUCCUGCUGGACCCUCAGUACCAGAACCCGGCGGUGCUGAGGAACAAGCUGCCGGAGCUGUCGCAGAGCGCCGAGGCUUCAGCUCUCCUCCUCGGCAACCCUCUCUAUGACCUCCUCCUGCUGACUUCCUGUCACAUGACGUCAGGCUGGCUGCGUGCAUGUGGGGGAGGAUAUGCGGAGCCAGAUGUCACCCAGUGCACCCCGCACCAGUGUUUCCAUAGCAACGCGCCGCACUACGCGGAGACGGACAUCGUGCGGCUGCAGGGCGUCACCGGCAGCAACAUGUACGCCGUGCCCGCCCUCACCGUGGACUCGCUCACCAGGAAGGACAUCUCCGCUGCAGAGUUUCCACGGCAACAGCUGACCUUCAGGGAGAAGCUGGGCGAGGGGCAGUUCGGAGAGGUGCACCUGUGUGAGGCAGCAGGACUCCCAGAAUUCCUCGGGGAGGGGUCCCCGCUCCCUGACAGGGACGGCUGCUCGGUGCUGGUGGCUGUUAAACAGCUGAGGGCCGACGCCACCAGUCAGGCCAGGAACGACUUCCUGAAGGAGAUAAAGAUCAUGUCUCGUCUGGACGACCCCAACAUCAUCCGGCUGCUGUGCGUGUGCGUGUCGUCCGAUCCGCUCUGCAUGGUGACGGAGUACAUGGAGAACGGAGACCUCAACAUGUUCCUGUCGCAGCGAGAGAUCGAGAGCACGCUGACACACGCCAACAACAUCCCAUCAGUCAGCCUCUCCGACCUCCUCCACAUGGCGGUGCAGAUAUCGUCUGGGAUGAAGUAUUUGGCGUCUCUGAACUUCGUGCACCGUGACCUGGCCACCAGGAACUGCCUGGUGGACCGCCGUCUCACCAUCAAGAUCGCCGACUUCGGGAUGAGCAGGAACUUGUACAGUAGCGACUACUACCGCAUCCAGGGCCGGGCGGUGCUGCCGAUUCGGUGGAUGGCCUGGGAGAGCAUCCUGUUGGGUAAGUUCACCACGGCCAGUGAUGUGUGGGCGUUCGGGGUCACCCUGUGGGAGAUCUUCACCCUGUGUAAGGAGCAGCCCUACAGCCUGCUGUCCGACGAACAGGUCAUAGAGAACACUGGCGAGUUCUUCAGGAACCAGGGCAGACAGAUCUUCCUCUACGCCCCCCCGCUCUGCCCACCCUCUCUCUUCGAGCUGAUGAUGCGUUGCUGGAGUCGCAACAUCUCGGACCGGCCCACCUUCGAGGGACUUUACCAAGCCCUUAGGCCCCACGUCAACCAGUGAGGGGGGGCCGUUCGGUGACAGACUGCCUGAAAUACACUGCAGGAGCUGCCGGGGGGGCCGGUGGAGCUGAGGUCGGAGGGUCGGGAUGUUUGUGGUGUCUGAAAUGUGCCAGAUCCAAACCGCUGAGUCUGCAGUGAUUUUACAGCUUUUUUAAGUCUAAAUGUUCAUGUCAGAACUUUGAACUUUACUUCUUUUUAUUGGGGGAGGCGGACUUUUUUGGAAACCAAAAAAGUGGCCGAAUGUUUCAGUGUUGGUAGUUUUUUGUGUCCCUGUGGUUUUUCUUCUUAUUAUAAAGCACUGUGUCUGUCUCUCAGUUACUCACCUUUUUGUUUUUAAAUAUUAACCCACACUGGAGCUAGAGUCAGCGAGUACUAUGGGCUCAGAGUUUUACAUUUUUACUGGUGUCGAGCUGUUUGCUCUUUGGAUGUUUUUGUGGAUGUGAAUGUUGUUCAGCUGCGUUGAAACCUGUGUGGCUCACAGACUGGAAAUCAGUCAGGAGCCGUAAGAAAGGAGGAAAAACCCAAACCACGUAUGGGAAAACUCAGCUGUGCCAUUUUUACUGCAAAACAAAAUCAAAGGGCGUCCACAGAAACCAUAGAGUGAAAUGAUAGAAAUUCAUCUUUAUUAGAAACGUGGUUUCCAUGGCAACGUGGGGGCCAAUGGUGGAGGGGAUUAAACCAGUGUCUGUGCUGGGACCUGGAAGUCUGGAUGGUUUAUCUCCGUUAGCUCUACAUAUCUAAUGUUUGGACACAACGAUGAUUUAAGGCAACAGCAGCUGGAUUUCCGUUCAGACUCAAAUCUGAAGAAAUUCUUGAAAAAGCUGCAAAUAUUGAGUUGAGAUGUGUUUCUGUUUACUGGGGUGAGGGGAAGCCAGUCUGUGUGGGGUCAGCAGAGGGUGCGGUAAAGACUGCAGUGAAGCAGUUCUGACUAGAAACAAACCUCACGAAGUAACACAGAGAAAACAGCUGUGGUGGUCAUCCACUAGAGCUACUGUCCUGCAGGGUUUAGACGUUUCCCUUCUGUAACAUUUAAAUAAAAAAGUUCUGCACAAGCCGGUUAAUGAGCGAACUGAUUUGAGUAGAAACAUCUAAAACCUGCAGGACAGUAGCUCAUGUGGAACGGCGUUGGAGAUGCCCGCACUAAAGGAAACUGGAAAGAGCUCUACAGGAGUUUUAGGCCAUGAUGAGACUUUUAUUUAGUCAUUAAUAAUGAUGAUAAAAACAGCUACUAAGCAAAAAACCAUUUUAUUAGCAUUAAUUAAUGCUAUUUAGUCAGGUGACAGAAUCAAAUUUGCUACGUAGGUCAGAGAAGCUGGUGAGCUUUAAUACCUCUGAGUUGUGACUUGGUUUAUAAUUCAUUAGUUCAGAUCUGUUCAGAUUUCCUAUCGCUCUAAAUUACAUGCAAAGAAAAACUGAAACUUUUAUGUCUCUAAUGUCAAACUCAAACCGUGGCCGUGACAAACACAUGUAGACAUAAAGCAUAUAUGUUCUCAGCCUCAGGUGGUCCUGCAACUUUUUUCGAGACGUUUCAGUAACUAGAGGUUUGGUCCAUGUUCGAUCUUUUAAAACCAAAGUAUGUCUAGUAGAGCCCGACUGAUAUGGAUUUUUGGAGGCCGAUACCAUUUCUGAUAACCGAUUAUUCAGCCGAUUAAUUUAAAAGAUAUGUAUGAAUAAAAUCAUUUCUAUUUAAUCUAUUUUAAAUUAGCAUUGUGAAUUUUCUUUAUACAGCUACCAGUUGAACUGAUGAAUUUAUCUUUAGAUUUAGAGCAGAAGCUAAAUAUUUGCUAAAUAUAAACAUUAUAAUGAGUGACGUUACUGGUAGAACAUUAUUCAUGCAGCCCUCUGAUGCCCUUUAACGUUAAAUCACAUUUUCUCUACUCCAUUAUUUUCUUUGCCAUGAAGCCAUGACUCAUAUGAACCAAAAUAAAAACCAGAGACUUUUCUCAGUUAAAACAUGUUAUCCUUAAACAUAAAAUGGACCCAGAGAGUCUGGAACUCGUGUUUCUCCACAACAACACAGCUGCCGCUACAGCCUGAGUCACGUUCUAAGAUAUUCUGACAAAGUAAAACUAGGAGGGACGUCGUGACGGCGGAGAGUUCAUCAUUUUAACUUUUUCCCUCCUGUGUUCACAUCGCUCUUUAAACAGUGCACGUUUGUUCUGUACUCAUAUUUUGUUUACAUUACAUUUUUUCUUUAGUUACUUACUGGCUUUUAAGUCAUUAGCGAAUGCUGUGCUAGCAUGGCAUAACCACAGUGAUGUUAUUGCUAACCCUAAACAGACAGGGAGUAGCUAAAGCUAGGUUAGCACAACUUUAGCAAUGCAACGUAAACAAAGAGCAUGACCGGCGCUACGAAGCACGGGUCGCUAUCAUGACACACGGCAAACAGAGUUAACCUGGAACUAAAGACACGCCUAGUCAUUCUUAAUUUCGUUAUAAACACACCUGUCGUCAAGCUCCACUCUGCCCACCCCUGUAGUUCUGCCUGGCUGUAGCUAUAGCUGUAGCUACUGACAGUGAUGAGGACUGAAGACUGAAUUGAGUCAGAGCUCCAUCUAGUGGACAAAUGGCACAACAACAUCUUUCUGCACAACUCCGAACGUUGACAUUUACCUUUUUAUGAGAAAUUAAAAAUAUAUUGGCAUUUAAUCGGCAAAACGCCAGCCUAUCAUGGUUGUUGUGAAGUGGGCUAUAAUCAGCCGAUCCAUCGGUCGGGCUCUAAUCUCUAGACAACGAUACGUCAUCAUGUUAAGCGUCUGUUACAGCUUCACGUUCGGAACUUUCUCCAUCCAUUUUCACAACUCGUCAUCUCCAAUAACACAACUGCUCUGCUUCAUGUUUAGUGGUGCAGCAGUGAAAAAGGUCCCCCUCAGUUUCCUGCUGCAUGCAUGUUUAGUGGUGCAGCGGGGAAAAUGGCCCCCCCCCCUCAAACAAUUUCCUGCAUGCAUGUAAGUGGUAUGGCAGUGAAAAGGUCCCUUUCAAACACCUUCCUGCUUCAUGUUCAGUGGUACAGCACUGAAAAAGGCCCCCCUCAAACAGUUCCUGUUAUACCACUCUACCAAUGUUGUUUGGACUGUAAAAACCUAAAAACCAGUUUUUGGUAUGACCCAGUAUUCUGCUUUCACUUUCACCACUGAAGAAACUGAGUGUUUGUCCCACAGGAUGAUUUUCUUCUCCAGAGGCCUUCUAAAGAGCUGCUUCACGUUCUUAUCUUUGGGGAGUCCAGAACAGUCAGAGAUGAAACGUGGCAUCAACCUUUUAGCAACAAUAAUUGUGUCCAGCUCGUGUUGCGUUUGAGUCGGUCAGUAAAUCUCAGUGUUUUAGAAGUUCUUUAAGUUCAUUCUUUUAGCAAAAAAAAAAAAAAAAAGAAAAACAGAAAAGAAAGAAAUGUAAACUGGCACCAGCAGAAGACCAAAUGAUCUUCAGUGUUUUGUUAUCUGUACUGUAUCUUACACUUCUCUGAGUGUUUGUGUGAGUGUGUGUUUUAGAGAAAACUACGUUAUGAAUUAUAGUUGUCAACAUUCCUUGGAAUGCACCGGGAGCUAGUUGGGACUGAUGUGGUUAACUGGAGAUGCUCUGCCAGAUUAUGAUAAACAGAGAGGAAGCAAGCAGAAGGAAACCACUAAACUCAAUCUCCCAGAGUCCUUUGCUACAGUGAGCCUGUGUGUUUUUGUUCUGGUUCCUUCAGAGACGUCUUUAAGUUUGGUGUUGUGUCAUACAGCCGUGUGUGAAUGCAGAGGAGGUGUGCUUAUUGUUAUUAUUAACUGAUUAUCUAUGGGAAUUUCUUGUAGCAGUUUCUGGUUAUUUUAAUGUUGGAAGGUGUCUUUGUUUCAGCAGAUGAGGGCAUCUUGUCAGGAGUUUGUGUUCCUGCUGCGUUGCUCCGUUUCUCCUCCACACUGUUUGUUUCAGAUCUGUUCUGUACAGAGGCUAGUGGCUGUCUAUAUUAAUAUAUUGGGGGUUUCUCUUAUUCGAAGUCAUUUUUACUCUGUAACCUUAUUAUUUUUUAAUUGCUCUUCUCAUAAUAAACAAUAAAAGUUGCCAAAACAAACA
This is a messenger RNA of Melanotaenia boesemani (Boeseman's rainbowfish), 7330 nucleotides long. RefSeq names its product discoidin domain receptor family, member 2, like (gene ddr2l). The record is from RefSeq and is a predicted model, not a curated record. NCBI's taxonomy places the organism in Eukaryota, Metazoa, Chordata, Actinopteri, Atheriniformes, Melanotaeniidae. The transcript has 20 exons. The coding region runs from base 573 to 3281 and encodes 902 amino acids. Gene Ontology annotation, cellular component: membrane; signaling receptor complex. Gene Ontology annotation, biological process: protein phosphorylation; cell surface receptor protein tyrosine kinase signaling pathway; positive regulation of kinase activity. Gene Ontology annotation, molecular function: protein tyrosine kinase collagen receptor activity; ATP binding; collagen binding.